AACUCGAUGAGGUCGGUACAGUCAUGAACAUUAACAUCAGUUGAGGCUCGGCACCUUCAUCACAAAAUACAUGGCCGGCGCCUAGGACAUGAUCGAAAUACAAUGAUAAUUCCCCAACACAAGUCAUCAUGAAAUCCCACAUCUCCCGCCGGUUCCUCCACACCACGCGUGCGCUCCUCCAUGAGAACCCUCUUGGCCUCCCCCAAAAAGGCACCAUCCCCCGCUUCCAGCGCGGCCUCCCCACCAAACGCCCCAUCAAAGGCGUCUCCCACAUCAUCGCCGUCUCCUCAGCCAAAGGCGGCGUCGGCAAGAGCACCAUCGCCGCCAACCUCUCCCUAGCCUUCGCCCGCCUCGGGCUACGAUCAGGGAUCCUCGACACGGACAUCUUCGGCCCUUCCAUCCCAACCCUUUUCGACCUGACCACCACCGCCCCCCACCUCAACGCCCAGAACCAACUCAUCCCGCUGACGGCCUACGGCGUGCAGACCAUGUCGCUGGGCUACCUGCACUCCGACGAGUCGGCGCCCGUGGUGUGGCGCGGGCCGAUGCUGCUCAAGGCGGUGCAGCAGCUGCUGCACGAGGUGGACUGGACGGCGCGCGGCGGCGGCGGGGCGGGGGACGGGGUUGUGGAUGUGCUGGUGCUGGACCUGCCGCCGGGGACGGGGGACGUGCAGCUGAGCAUCGCGCAGCAGGUGCCCGUGGACGGGGCGGUGGUGGUGACGACGCCGCACGUGCUGGCGGUCAAGGACGCGGUGAAGGGGGUGGGCAUGUUUGGGAAAGUUGGGGUGCCGGUGCUGGGGUUGGUGCAGAACAUGAGCCUGUUUAGGUGUCCGUGCUGUGGGGGGGAGACGCCCGUUUUUGGGGGGAAUGAGAGGGUUUUGGAGAUGUGUCGGGAGAAGGGGAUUGAGUUGCUGGGGGAUGUGCCGCUGCAUCCGAAUAUUGGGGAGGAUGGGAGUCGAGGGAGGCCGACGGUUGCGGCGGAGCCCGAGUCGGAACGGGCGGCCGUGUUUAUGGAUGUCGCGAGGAAGUUGGCGGCGAAGGUUGGGUUGGAGGUUAGCUAGUGGGUGUGCAUACACCUCGAAGGUGAGGUUGGGCUGUUGAACUGCACCAGCCUUGUGGCUCCAGUGAUUUGUAUCAUAUGUAUGACUAUUGUUUCGAUCUAGAAUCCGGAUGAGAUGGCAAGCGUAAAUGUGGGUCAGGCACAUUCAGCCGUAUAACAUAAACAACA
Chaetomium fimeti is the source of this 1228-nucleotide messenger RNA. RefSeq names its product P-loop containing nucleoside triphosphate hydrolase protein. Gene Ontology annotation, cellular component: mitochondrion. NCBI's taxonomy places the organism in Eukaryota, Fungi, Ascomycota, Sordariomycetes, Sordariales, Chaetomiaceae. The record is from RefSeq and is a predicted model, not a curated record. The coding region runs from base 129 to 1061 and encodes 310 amino acids. The transcript is spliced from 2 exons. Gene Ontology annotation, biological process: iron-sulfur cluster assembly; mitochondrial respiratory chain complex I assembly. Gene Ontology annotation, molecular function: ATP binding; 4 iron, 4 sulfur cluster binding; ATP-dependent FeS chaperone activity.